AUGGCUGGUAUGAAGCGUCCGGCUUCCCUGUUGCCAGCUUUCGAGCCAUUGAGCUCGUCUCCCUCCCUGCCACGACCCCAGAAGCGUGUAGCUCGUGAGAACCAUGGUGUUGUGUCCAAGUAUCCUACUCCUCUGCCAACAUCGUCCACCCAUAUCCUGUCAUCGUCGCCCCCUCGAACGACCGUGCCUCGUCCUGCCUACCGACGCACCUUUUCCUCAUUGACAUCCUCUGAACGAACCCCUCUGUCCACCGUCCCGACCCUGAUGCUGCCGGAGAAUGGCGAGCCUAUUCUAAUGGGCCGCUCGAGUGCCUCCUGCCAUCACCAGCUAGCUGCUAAUCGGAUGAUCUCGCGAGUUCACGUCAAAGCUACCUAUAAACCGGCUCCUAGUCCCUUCGACCACGACCGUGUUGAGAUUAUGUGUGUUGGGUGGAAUGGGAUCAAGUUGCACUGCCAGGGGAAAACAUAUGACUUGGCCAAGGGGAAAACGUUCACGUCGGAUAUUAAGGACGCGGAUAUCAUGAUUGAUGUUCAUGAAGCUCGCGCUCUAGUCCAAUGGCCGCGUGAAGGGAAAAAGGACAACUACGCGUCGACAGACUCGGAGCAGACGGUCGAAGAGACCACACCAAGACGGAAUGGGAAACCACGUCGGAGUCUACAUGAGAGUCCGUUGGCCGAGCGUCAACGUCUGGUCUCGCCUAUUUCUCCUUCCCCUGCUGUGCAGUCCUUGGUGCCUCCGUCGUCGCCUCUGUACACGCCUACCCGAUCCCGGAAUGCUGUGGUCGUGUACGAAGACGAAGCGUCUCCUGUCCGCCGCACCAGUGCUGAGGAAGACCCUGACGCGACCCAACGCGUUCAGGAGUCUUCUCAACGCGUGGAGGACAUCCUCCACAGCUCGUCUAGCGACCUCAGUGACUUGAGUAAACAUGACGAGUUGUCUGAUCACGAUGAGGAGAACGACCCUAUUGUUCACUCCUUUGGACCCUUUGGGGAGAACAUCCUGCCCCGCAUGGCCUCGUUUUCGGCAGCCGAAUCACCAAUCCGCUCUGUGCGUCCUCAGCCUCUCCAACCUACCCAGUCAGAACGACAGCCCAAGGUUGCGGCUGAGAGAGAGCAGAGAGAAGCUGAGGAAAAGCUCGACCUGAAUGACGAAUGCUAUGCACGCAUUCAAAACCACGCCUCCAACCAGCUAGCUUUCUCCCGUCUAUCCUCUACACCAUUCUCGACUAUUGUCAAUAACCUUCCUGCUUCUCACUGGAAGCGCGAGGAUACUUCCAAGCCCGGCCCGACCCGUGAUGACAUCCGCAGAGUGAUCGAUUCGACCAGAUGUAUUGGCAAGGUCGCCCGCGAAGGAAAGGACGCUGCAGGCAAGCCUCUCGAAAGUGAAUAUUAUUACAUCCCCGACUUUGAUGAUGAUGAGAUGCGUCGUGAGGCCGUGGUGCAUGAUCUUCGCAAACCUGGUCUCCGUAACUGUCGGAAGCAGCACAAGCAAUACUUUUGGCGCAAACCCAAAUAA
This is a messenger RNA of Aspergillus ruber CBS 135680, 1515 nucleotides long. RefSeq names its product putative transcription factor Tos4 (gene fhdA). The record is from RefSeq and is a predicted model, not a curated record. Gene Ontology annotation, molecular function: protein binding. The transcript is spliced from 2 exons. The coding region runs from base 1 to 1515 and encodes 504 amino acids. Lineage: Eukaryota; Fungi; Ascomycota; Eurotiomycetes; Eurotiales; Aspergillaceae.